AUGAUGAAGGGGAAAAAUGAAAGUUCUGAAGGCUACUUUAUUCUACUGGGUUUUUCACAUUGGCCUCAUCUGGAAGUAGUUCUCUUUGUGCUUAUCUUGAUGUUCUACUUGAUGACAUUGAUAGGCAACCUCUUUACCAUUGUCUUGUCAUACCUGGACGCCCAUAUCCACACUCCCAUGUACUUCUUCCUCUCAAACCUCUCUUUUCUGGAUCUCUGCUACACCACCAGCUCCAUCCCUCAGUUGCUGGUCAAUCUCUGGGGCCCAGAAAAGGCCAUCUCUUAUGCCGGUUGCAUGACUCAACUUUACUUUGCCCUUGCACUGGGAACCACAGAGUGUGUCCUCCUGGUGGUCAUGUCCUAUGACCGUUAUGCAGCUGUCUGUAGACCCCUGCAUUACACUGUGCUCAUGAACCCUCGUUUCUGCCACCUGUUGGCUGUGGCUUCCUGGGUCAGCGGCUUUACCAACUCAGCACUUCAUUCCUCCUUUACCUUCUGGGUCCCCCUCUGUGGACAUCGCCAAGUGGACCAUUUCUUCUGUGAAGUUCCAGCAUUUCUGUGAUUAUUGUGUGUUGAUACAUGUGCUAAUGAGCUGACCCUCCUGGUCACAAGCUUCAUUUUUGUUCUGAUACCACUCAUCCUGAUCCUCAGCUCAUAUGGUGCCAUUGCCUAGGCUGUGCUGAGGAUGCAGUCAUCAACCAGACCUCAGAGACUCUUUGGAACACGCGGAGCCCAUCUUAUGGUUGUGUCCCUCUUUUUCAUUCCAAUCUUGUGCAUAUAUCUGCAGCCACCAUCAGAAAGUUCUCAAGAUCAAGGCAAGUUCAUUGCCCUCUUUUAUACUGUUGUCACACCUAGCCUCAACCCUCUAAUCUACACUCUCAGAAACAAAGAUGUAAGAGGGGCAGUAAGGAGACUAGUGGGAUGGGAGAGGCCCGUGCACUCAUGACCUUUACAGGACAGCAAUGCACCUCUCCAGCAAGGACUCGUUUGCAUCAAUCCAUCGUCCACUUUCCCGUUUACUCACUCUGUCAGAACCAGUGGAGUGUGUGUCUCUCAGAACCACAGAGCUCUGACUCACAGAUAUAAAUUAAAGUCUGUCUAAAUACCAUUCAAUCUUCAGUGGAGCAAACAUCCAUGUAAAACCAAGAUCAAGCAUCAAUAUUUUCUGUGGUACAAUAAAUAAAACAAAGGUAUCCCAUUCUUAAUUGAAAAUUAAGAAAUGAAAUCCCUAUAAAAAGAUGAUAUACUUUUUU
Molecule: messenger RNA, 1252 nt
Organism: Herpailurus yagouaroundi (jaguarundi)
Lineage: Eukaryota; Metazoa; Chordata; Mammalia; Carnivora; Felidae
Product: olfactory receptor 2J3-like
Exons: 1
Biological process (GO): G protein-coupled receptor signaling pathway
Cellular component (GO): membrane
Molecular function (GO): olfactory receptor activity; G protein-coupled receptor activity
Source: RefSeq, a predicted model, not a curated record